This is a messenger RNA of Benincasa hispida (wax gourd), 576 nucleotides long. The record is from RefSeq and is a predicted model, not a curated record. Lineage: Eukaryota; Viridiplantae; Streptophyta; Magnoliopsida; Cucurbitales; Cucurbitaceae.
AUGAACAUCAUUCUAGAGGUGGAGUUAUUUGACGUCUGGGGAAUAGAUUUCAUGGGACCAUUUUCGUCGUCAAAUGGUCUUAAAUACAUUCUAUUGGCUAUCGACUAUGUAUCCAAAUGGAUUGAACCUGGUUCAUGCAUUGUAAACGAUGCGACUGCUUAUAAGACACCCAUAGGCAUGUCACCAUAUGCAUUGCUGUUUGAAAAUGCCUGUCAUCUACCGUUGGAACUAGAAUAUAAGGCGACAUGGGCAGUUAAGAAACUCAACUUUGAUCAUAAGGCUGUAAGAGAAGAGAGAAAACUUCAACUACUAGAGCUGGACGAGUGGAGAUUACAAGCGUAUGAGAAUUCCAAAAUGUACAAAGAAUGCAUGAAGCGAUGGCAUGAUAUGCGCCUUUGUGAGAAAAACCUCAAGGCAGGUCAAAGGGUAUUGUUGUUCAACUCUAGGCUGCGUCACUUUCUUGGAAAAUUGAAGUUGCGUUGGUCUGGGCCUUUCUUAAUCAUGGAAGUAUUCCCGCAUAGAGCGGUGGAAUUGGCAAAUGAAGAUGGGACCAACACAUUUAAAGUGAAUGGAUAG